This is a messenger RNA of Ctenocephalides felis (cat flea), 576 nucleotides long. Its product is annotated as doublesex- and mab-3-related transcription factor A2-like. Lineage: Eukaryota; Metazoa; Arthropoda; Insecta; Siphonaptera; Pulicidae. The transcript is spliced from 3 exons. The record is from RefSeq and is a predicted model, not a curated record. Gene Ontology annotation, molecular function: RNA polymerase II cis-regulatory region sequence-specific DNA binding; DNA-binding transcription factor activity, RNA polymerase II-specific. Bases 1 to 576 code for a protein of 191 amino acids. Gene Ontology annotation, biological process: sex differentiation; regulation of transcription by RNA polymerase II. Gene Ontology annotation, cellular component: nucleus.
AUGUCCUUGCCAAGUGGCGUGGACGUGAGUGCCCUCAUGUCUCAGCACGCGGUUUUGGGCGGUUUACCACCCGCGUUCUUCUUGCGCGCUUCCGAGAGGUACCAGAGGACGCCGAAAUGCGCCCGCUGCCGAAAUCACGGAGUCGUGAGCGCUUUGAAAGGACACAAAAGAUAUUGCCGGUGGAGGGAUUGCGUUUGUGCUAAAUGCACCUUGAUCGCGGAAAGGCAACGAGUCAUGGCUGCACAGGUUGCUCUGCGCCGGCAGCAAGCUCAAGAAGAAAGCGAGGCGCGCGAGCUCGGUCUGUUGUACACAGCCGGCGGAACUGGUACGACAGGGUCGCAAUCGCUCACAGGGCCCCAGACGACGACCGUGCCGUCGGUGCCCCCUACUGCAGGAAACGUAUCGCCAGUGAGGGACUCAGUCAACGUAUCGCCGAGUUUGAAAUACCCGACACACAGUGAAACUCAACGUACAGAGUACCAAAGUUCGGAACACGAUAGCGAACCUCCCAGCCCAGAUAAAGCUUUUGUUGAAGUAAAAGAAGAUAAUGAAACAUGUAUAACUACAGUUUCUUAA